AGGCGCUCACACUCGUCUGGAACAAAACACAGCCCGGGAAGCUUGGCACCACUUUCUAGAGUACAGACUCAGGUCUCACCUGCCCUCGGGUUGGCAAAAGAUAUAUUUCACUAUCAAGGUUCUCAUUAAUUGUGCUAUUUUAUAAAUUUUGUAAACAAAAUUAUUAAAAUACCUAGGUACUAAAAUUACCGAAAUAACAUACGUUAUCUUUUUUUAAAAAAAAUGUUUUACCUUUUUACUUUGUAUUUCCAUAGAGCAAAAAAAACGAAGAUGGUCAAUAAAGAAAGGAAACCAACAGAGCGACAAGCGGUAGAGGAAUCUGGUCAACCCGUAGAGGAAGCUGGUCAACCCGUAGAGGAAGCUGGUCAACCCGUAGAGGAAGCUGAUCAAGAGCUUCAACUUCAAAAUAAUUCCGUGUCCAAUGCUGGUUCGGCCCUCCAUCAAAAAGACCUCGCUGACAACAAAUCAGAUUCGGGGUCAACCGUCAGCUCGGAACCAAAUUCACUUACUGAACUAAAGACGAACCUUUCCGGGUCGUCGGCGCAUGCGCCAUCGUUGAACCGAACACCAACGUCCGGUGAUGAGCGAAACGAAAAUGCCAGCCCUACCCAAAAUGCACCACUCUCGGAAGAAUCAAAGCCGGUUCCUCCUAGUCCAGAAACGUCAACCAGCCCUCCCGCACAGGGUAGUACAUGGAGGUCUAAAGUAUUCACAGGGCUCAAAAUCGGUGGCAUCGUGGUUGGAACUGUUGGCGGUGCAGUCGGAGCCGUGGUGGCAGCACCUGUGGUCGUUGCUGGUAUCGGCUUCGGAGCUGGUGGGAUAGCGGCAGGCAGUGCUGCGGCCAGCAUGAUGUCAACCGCUGCCACCUGGGGGUAAGGUCGUAUUGCCUUAUAACUUUACGGGGAAGAAGAAAGUAGAUGGAGAUGUAAGAAUUUACAAAAUAAUGAAUUUACCAGCCAGUUUCACUUAACUCACAGCAGGGAUUCUUAGCCAGAGGUGCCCGCGGCUAUUUGCCUAAUUAUUCUACCAGCUAUGUUGCCCAAUACAUAUACCAGCAAUGCUGCCUUAAUCUUCUAUCAGCCAUGUGGCCCCUUAAUCUUAUACUAGCUAUAUUGCCCCACUCUUGUACCAGCAAUAUUGCCCCAGUCUUCUACCAGCUAUAUAGCCCCACUCUUCUACCCACUAUAUUGCCCCACUCUUCUACCAGCUAUAUUGCCCCACUCUUCUACCAGCUAUAGUCCUGGUACAUGCAUUCAAAUGCCUGAUAAUAAUGCCCCUGACUUGAAACAUUAGAAUGGUCAAGGGGGAGACAUGGUCACCUUUUUUUAAUUUUUUUAAAUUUUUAAAAUAAAUUUUACUCCAACUAUUCACAUGUCGCUACCCCAGCGACGGCUUUCAGCCGAUACGUAUGACCUUUUGAUCAGUCUCAAUGAACGCUUUGUCACCGACCCAUAAAUAAAAAUCUUAUUCCGAAAGUUUCACCCCUCCUUCGCUGACAAUGUCGCCCCCACCUUCACUAAACAUUUUGCCCCAUCUUCAACUCAAACUUUGGCACCACCUUAAACACAAACUUUAGCACCACCUUGAACUCAAACUUUGGCACCACCUUGAACUCAAACUUUGGCACCACCUUGAACUCAAACUUUGGCACCACCUUCAACUCAAACUUUGGCACCACCUUCAACUCAAACUUUGGCACCACCUUUAACUCAAAAUUUGCCACCCUCCUUAACUCAAAAUUGGGCACCCUCCUUAACUCAAAAUUUGCCACCACCUUUAACCAACCACCUUUAGUUUAGAUUGCAACAUUGUAACAUAUUUUUUUCUUCUUCUUCUGUCUGCAGGUUCGGCAUGGGCGUGGUAUCCGCCCUUCAGUCAGCUGGAGCAGCGGGGAUCGGGCUUGCUGCGAAUGCUGUCAUUGGGGCGGGUGGGGCUGCGUUAGGCGGCGCCGUCAUAGGCGGAGUAGCAAAGGCGGCAGACGCCGCUUCGGGGCCAAAUGAGGGGGCUGCAAAUGGCGAUGAUAGUGGUGGUGGAGAGGGAAAAGAUGGAGCUGGUGGAGAUGGCAAAGACCGAGUUGGUGGAGAGGGAAAACAUGGAGCUGGUGGAGAGGGCAAAGACAGAGUUUCUGGAGAUGGCGAAGACAGAGUUGGUGGAGACGGCGAGAGUCUAAUAGGUGGAUCUGUCGACCGUAGAGUAGGUGGAGAUGGUGAAGUGGAUUCGACGGAGUUAGUCAGAAUGAAGUAGGUGGGGUAGGAGAUACUACAGACUACCUUUCCAGUAAACAAUUUAAGUGGUGAUACGGUGUUGAUAGAAAAGAUGGCUGCCACCGUAUUGAUGAGAAGCAUAAUUUGAAUAAAAAGUGACAGAGUGUCGGCGCUGGCGACAAACAUGAUGAUUUUUGUGAUAGUGACAGUGUGGUCAGCAAAUAAGUGACAGUGGGGUCUGCCAGGAAGUGACAGUGAAGUUCUCACUCGUGCGCCAACAUCCGUUUACAGCCCAUGCAUCCAAUGAAGCCUCCACAGAGUUCUGUUAAGGCUGCUUGUUUAAACUUGAGCAUCUCAUAAGCUUAUUUGACUGCGAUAAGACUUAAUCUCAUGUUUAAUUUUAGCCUAUCAACAGAUGCAUGACGUCAUCAAAUAAUUAUAUUAGUCAAUAAAGAUACUUGGCAAUCCA
This is a messenger RNA of Lymnaea stagnalis (great pond snail), 2673 nucleotides long. NCBI's taxonomy places the organism in Eukaryota, Metazoa, Mollusca, Gastropoda, Lymnaeidae. The record is from the annotation of a GenBank genome assembly.